Messenger RNA from Elephantulus edwardii (Cape elephant shrew), 402 nucleotides. RefSeq names its product ferritin light chain 1-like. Gene Ontology annotation, molecular function: ferrous iron binding; ferric iron binding. The record is from RefSeq and is a predicted model, not a curated record. Gene Ontology annotation, cellular component: cytoplasm. Lineage: Eukaryota; Metazoa; Chordata; Mammalia; Macroscelidea; Macroscelididae. Gene Ontology annotation, biological process: iron ion transport; intracellular iron ion homeostasis. The transcript is spliced from 2 exons. Bases 1 to 402 code for a protein of 133 amino acids.
AUGGAGCCAGAAGAAAGUAUUGAUGAGGAGUUCCCCAGUGAAUGCUUCCACAGUUUGGAUGGAACAGACCCAGCGAUUCCCCACCUCCAGUCUCAGAUUACCCUCCGACUUCAUCAACAGUUGACGAAGGAGAAUUGUGAAGGUGCCAAGCAUCUCUUGAAGCUGCAAAACCAGAGCGGUGGCCAUACCCUCUUCCAAGAUAUACAGAAGCCAUCCCAGGACAAAUGGGGUAAAACCCUGGACACCAUGGAAAUAGCACUGGCCGUGGUGAAGAACCAGGCCCUUCUGGAACUGCAUGCUGCAGAUUCUGACAACACAGAUCUCCAUAUUUAUGACUUUCUGAAGAACCAUUUCCUGGAAAAGGAUGUGAAACUUCUGAAGUGUUUAUCUAACCAACAUUAG